AUGUCAAAGCCAGACUCACUGGUUGCGAGAAUUUUAAAGGCCAGGUACUACAAUAGGAAGAGGUUCAUUGAAGCUGAGAAGGGCAAUAAUCCAAAUUUCACUUGGAAGAGCAUUUGGGGUGCAAAAGAGGUGCUGGAUUUGGGUGGUUUAUGGAAAGUUGGUACAGGCAGGAAUAUCAAAAUUUGGGAAGAUACAUGGCUUCCUAAUCAAAACGGGUUCAAGGUCUGGAGCCCCAGAACUUGUUUUGAGCAGGAAGCUACAGUGGAUAACCUGAUCAACCAGGAAGAGAAUACAUGGAAGCAAACGCUAAUUCUACAAAUUUUUCUACCUUUUAAAGCAAACCAAAUUCUCGCACUCCCUAUUGACAUGCAGAGACAAGAUGAUAGAUUUUAUUGGAAGUUCAGCAAGAAAGGAGAAUAUGAGGUUAAGACUACUUACCACAUAAUUAGAGCUCACAACCGAAGCCAACAACUAGGUACCUGUCCGAAAAACCAAGAAAAGGAGAAGUGGAAACAACUGUGGAAGAUGAAAAUUCCUCCAAGAUCUCUGAAUUUUAUGUGGAGGUUAAUGCACAACUCUCUGUCAAAAAAGACAAAUAUUCAGAGGAGAGGAAUUAAUUGUGACCUGAUCUGUUCUAGGUACUCAAUGAGUAGAGAAGAAAGUGAAGCUCACCUUUUCAGAGAUUGUGACUGGGAAUCUCGUUUUUUGUUCGUGUCACCUUUUAACCUCCAAACAAAAGCUGCCGCUGGAAUGCCGUUGCUAAAAUGGGUAUCGACAAUUCUAAACCAAAUUGAAAAUGAGAGAAAGGGGCUGUUCAUUUGUUGCUUGCAUGGCCUAUGGCAUAGUAGAAACAAACUCCUCUUUGAGAACGAAAAUUUGCACCGGAAACAAUUUUGGAGAGAGCAGCCAUCUCUUUUGCAGAAGCUCUGCGUCCAACAAAUUCAUCACCAUCGAUUCAAGAGCCACCUCCAGACAGUCAAAGUCUGA
This is a messenger RNA of Arachis ipaensis, 987 nucleotides long. The record is from RefSeq and is a predicted model, not a curated record. Lineage: Eukaryota; Viridiplantae; Streptophyta; Magnoliopsida; Fabales; Fabaceae.